GUCAUAUUUCUGUCAUGUAAGGAAAUGAAAGAAUUGUAAAAAUCCGAACGAAUGCGGAUUUUAUAGUAAAAUACACUUAAUAAACCAGUAUUUCUAUUUAUUCUCAUAAUUUAAGGAUAAAAUGGAGUUAAACGACGUUAUAGUGAACCAACCCGUGGUUAUAGACAAUGGCUCUGGAGUUAUAAAAGCGGGUUUCGCCGGUGAUCAAAUACCGAAAUGUCGCUUUCCAAACUAUAUUGGUCGUCCGAAGCAUGUCCGAGUGAUGGCAGGUGCAUUAGAAGGAGAGUUGUUUGUGGGUCCUCGUGCUGAAGAGCACAGAGGUCUGCUCAGCAUCAAGUAUCCAAUGGAGCAUGGGAUAGUCACUGAUUGGAAUGAUAUGGAGAGAGUUUGGAAUUACAUUUAUAGUAAGGACCAACUAUCAACGUUUGCAGAAGAACACCCUGUGUUACUAACGGAGGCUCCUCUCAAUCCUCGACGUAACAGAGAGAAGGCGGCAGAAGUAUUCUUUGAGACAUUUAAUGUGCCUGCCCUCUUUCUAUCUAUGCAGGCUGUGUUAAGUUUAUACGCGACAGGUCGCACCACCGGCGUGGUGUUAGACUCAGGGGAUGGUGUAACUCAUGCUGUGCCGAUAUACGAGGGUUUCGCGAUGCCUCACAGCAUCAUGAGAGUUGAUGUCGCUGGAAGGGAUGUAACGAGGUAUCUUAGAUUGUUACUUCGCAAAGAAGGUGUGAAUCUCCGAACAUCAGCGGAAUUGGAGAUAGUAAAGUCCAUUAAAGAACGAGCUUGUUAUCUUUCCCCUAACCCUUUGAAGGAGGAAACUUUAGAUUCUGAACGAGCACAAUAUACUCUGCCUGAUGGGACUUUACUUGAGAUAGGUCAAGCGAGGUUCCGUGCUCCUGAAGUUCUUUUCAGACCUGAUCUCAUCGGAGAAGAAUGUGAAGGUCUCCACGAGGUGUUAAUGUUCUCCAUCCAGAAGUCAGAUAUGGAUCUCCGGAAGGUGCUGUACCAGAAUAUUGUGCUGAGUGGAGGCUCCACUCUCUUCCGAGGGUUCGGAGACCGUCUGCUGGCAGAGAUACGAAGAUUAGCUCCGAAAGAUAUGAAGAUUAGGAUAUCGGCGCCUCAAGAACGUUUAUACUCGACAUGGAUAGGAGGUUCUAUUCUCGCGUCUUUAGACACCUUCAGGAAGAUGUGGGUCUCCAAACGAGAAUAUGACGAAGAAGGUCAACGUGCGGUGCAUCGCAAGACAUUCUAGACUUAACACUGUUUCCACUGGACGAUUAGUCGACAGAAAGACUUGUUGCUUGAGAAAUUCGCGCGGAAUAAUAAAAUAUAGCCUAUGUUACUCAGUGAUUUAAUGGUGAAAGAGUUUUUGAUAUUGUCCCAGUAGUUUUUGAGUUAUUUCAAUAAAUACAAAAAUAUAAUUUCUCUCUCUUUAUAUUAGUAUAGAUCUAGAUAAAACUAGCUGUUGCUUGCGACUUUGUUCUCGUGAAAUUAAAACAAUAAUAAAAAAUACAGCCUGUGUUACUCACAGAUAAGUUACCUCUCUAACGGUGAAGUAAUUUUUGAAAUCGACCCAGUAGUUUUUAAACAAGUAAUCUACCAGUGAAAAUAAACUGCACGUGACUAAUCGUUCAGUGGAAAUGAUCACUUAGCUUUGCUAUGUAUGGGAUAUGAUCGGUUGAUGUUAACAUGGAUAUGCCUUUAAUUGUACUUAUUGAAUUAUUAAACUUUCAAAUUUUAAAAUCAUGACAAUUGCACUUUAGAAUUUAGAAGAAAAUGGGGUGUAGAGGGUAUCCCACCCCUAUAUUAAAACUUCAAAUAAAACCAUAAUGUUAUAAUCUAUGUAAAAAACAUCAUUUUAAUCAAAAUGUAUGUUUAAAUUUUAUAUUACCUUGUCUAUAGGCAGCUGAAAUUAUGCUUAAACUCUCAAUAUAGUGUUUUGCUGAAUUAUAUGAAAGUGUGUAUGGAAAGAUUGUAUUUGUGUAGUUGAUUUUUAAUUUAUUUAUCUUUCGUCUGUAGUUUUUUAUGAUGGCAUAUCCAUAUAAUGAUAUCGGACAUUCCGAGUAAUUACGCAACAGAAUGUAUUGUAUGGAUAAUUAUAAUUUAAGCUAUAAAGUUUAUAUAAAUAUAUAACAAAUUUAAAUCACA
This is a messenger RNA of Papilio polytes (common Mormon), 2148 nucleotides long. It is a transcript of the gene Arp1, whose product is annotated as alpha-centractin. The transcript has 9 exons. NCBI's taxonomy places the organism in Eukaryota, Metazoa, Arthropoda, Insecta, Lepidoptera, Papilionidae. The record is from RefSeq and is a predicted model, not a curated record. Bases 122 to 1252 code for a protein of 376 amino acids.